GGAUGAGCGUAGCUGCGCUUCAGACUAACCGCCGCCGUUGCUGCUGCUGCUGCUGCUGCUCAUAGAGGAUCAUACCUUUUGGAAAAACUGCAAGUCGGAUAGACAAGACCAGUCUCUCCAACUUGCUAACCGAGUCUUUGACAUUCUCCCACGUAAAAAGGUCUGUGGGGCAGAUGGAAAGAGUGGAAGAAGGGGUGGAAUAUUGAGAAGGACCAGAAUACCUGAAGAGUAUAUCAUUCUAAAGAAACCAACAAGGUCAGGUGACUAUGGUUUUGCCACUACUCUCAGCACUUUAUGGGGGUCCUCUCACUGCCUGAACCAUCCAGAAGAAUUAUGGAACAAAAUAAGAUCUGAGCCAAUGGGGUCUCCUGAAGGAUACUGUUCUCUAAUACUGGAAUGAAGUGACAAGAGAUGGCAGCUGGACCAUACACACAACCCUAGGAUCCUUGACCUGGAGAGAACCUUUUGAUCUGAGGACCCGAGUAUCAGAAUGAUCCACUUUUCUUUGAAAUCCAUUGCUAAUGAGUUACAAAAAACAGAACAAAGAUAUUGUGAAAGAUAACUAAGCAUUUUAGUGAGAAUCAGUUCCAAUAGUUUGGAGAUAGCCUUGGGUAUCUCACUAUGGGUUUCUGUAAGAUUUGAACCUUGUCAUACCAGGUAAAACCCACAUUGUCCUUGACAAUUAUACAAAUGCCAUUUCAAUGGUUAUCGGUAUCAUGAUCUUCUCAAAGGACCCGAUCCAUUAAAUGAUUUCUCAAAUUAAUGUAUUGGAAUCAAGUAAAUUACCACCUAUGGAUUGAAAGUGUCAAUUUUAAUUCUCAGGGAGGUUUUUUUAAAUCAAUGUCAGGCCCACUCCCUUCACCACAACACUUGUGGGAAAGAUUGAAGCUGCCUUAGAACAUAUGGGAAAGUUUGUCUUGGAAAUCUUGAAUGCAGUUUUCCCUUGUACCGUAACAAAACACAUCUCUGUUACCCGAAUGGAUUUGAUACCAGUGUAGACGGACAGGUGAGAUAAGUCAGGGAAAAACCCGAUGGAGAAGAUUACAUGGGAAAGAUAAGGCCGGUUCAACAUGAUUUGCCAAGUUUCUUCUGCACAGAGAAAAAACCUUCUGUAGCCUGUCUAAAUUCAAUGAGUCAUGAUGUGCCAUGGCAUGCCCUGCGUCCUGAGGUGGAACUAUUUAAGACAAUAGAACUAUUUAAGACAAUAGAAUACUUAAGAAUCUUGUGGAUUAAUUCAAGUGUCCUAGAACAGAGAUUUUGGUUGGCCUCUGGGUUUAAUUUCUUCAACAUUGCCGGUUUGAGGACUCUUUUCACCUCUUUGGAAAUCCCCGUCACAUGUAGAGCCAAGCAGGAUUUUCCAAAAUGGCUCCCUCUUGGAGACUGGGAGCAUGUAGCCUGUUGACGGCCCUUUGGCUUUUGCAUUGCUGUAGUUGUGGAUGGUCGGAGAGGACUAGUGGCAUGGCCAAGGGAGAAACUAAGGAGCAGCAGCUCAUGUCCCAUGAACGAGUGAAGAGGGGAUGGGUGUGGAACCAGUUCUUUGUGGUGGAGGAGUACACAGGCACAGAACCUCUCUACGUUGGAAAGAUCCACACGGAUUCGGACGAGGGCGAGGGGAACAUCAAGUACACCAUCUCCGGGGAAGGAGCGGGCACUAUCUUCAUCAUCGACGAGCUGACGGGCGACAUCCACGCCACCGAGCGAUUGGACCGUGAGGAGCAGAGCUACUACACCCUCAGAGCUCAGGCCCGGGACCGACUCACCAACCACCUGCUGGAAUCCGAGUCAGAGUUCAUCAUCAAGGUCCAGGAUAUCAACGACAGUGAACCCAAGUUCCUGGAAGGGCCAUAUAUUGGGAGUGUGGCGGAGCUUUCACAAAUGGGAACAUCAGUGAUGAAGGUCACUGCAUGGGAUGCAGAUGACCCUACGUACGGGAGCAGUGCCAGGGUGGUGUACAGUGUGCUGGACAGAGAGAGCUUCUUUACCGUGGACAGACAGACUGGACUGAUUCGGACGGCUGUGGCCGAUCUGGACCGGGAGACGCAGGAUCGCUACGAGCUGGUCGUCAUGGCAACCGACAUGGCAGGGCAAAUGGGCGGUCUUUCCGGCUCCACCACGGUGACCAUAGUGAUCACAGAUGUUAAUGACAACCCACCACGCUUUCCGCAGAAGAUGUACCAGUUUUCGGUGUCUGAGGGGGCGGCCGUGGGGACGCCGGUGGGGAGGGUGAUCGCCACAGAUGCAGACAUGGGGGAGAACACGGACAUGAGCUACCUGAUCAAAGACGAGGAGGGCGGGGAACUCUUCAAGGUUACCACCGACGGAGACACGCAGGAAGCUGUCAUCACUAUCAAAAAGCCACUGGACUUCGAGAGCAAGCGUACACACAACGUGGUGGUGGAGGCUGUCAACAAGCACGUGGAUCCCCGAUUUUUGGAGCUUGGCUCUUUCCGCGACCAGACAAUCGUGCGGGUCAGCGUAACUGAUGCAGACGAGCCGCCUGUCUUCCUCCCUGCUGAGGGGGCCAUCAUGGAGGUCCAGGAGGAUGCCAGGCUAGGUGCACUGGUGGGCACAGCUACCGCCAAGGACCCGGACAAGGAGAACGCACCUGUCAGGUUCUCCAUUGACCGAAGUACAGACCAGGAGCAGAUUUUCCACAUUGAUCCAGUAUCGGGCGCCAUCACCCUGGGCAAGAUUCUGGACCGAGAGACGGCUGGCUGGCACAACAUCACUGUGACAGCAGUGGAAGCAGAUAAUGUAUCCCAGAUAUCCCAUUCGUCAGUGAGCAUUCGUAUCCUGGACGUGAACGAUAACCCUCCUGAACUGGCCAGACCUUACGAGGCGUCCAUCUGUGAGGACGCUAAGCCGGGUCAGCUCAUUCACACCAUCAGCGUGGUGGAUAGGGACGAGCCGCAGUCGGGCCAACGCUUCUCCUUCACCCUGGCUCCGGAGGCCACCAACAACCGCCACUUCACCCUGUGGGAUGUCAAAGACAACACUGUAGGGAUCCGGACCCAGCGCUCGGGCUUCAACCGCCACGAGCAGAACGUCUACCUGCUGCCUAUCCUGGUGGUGGAUACCGGGCCUCCUGCUCUGAGCUCCACGGGCACCCUGACCAUCCACGUGUGUGGCUGUGACCCGGAGGGCGCCAUCCAGUCCUGCAAUGCCACCGCCUACGUCAUUAGCGCCUCACUCAGUCCCGGGGCCCUCAUAGCUCUACUGGUCUGCAUGCUCAUACUCAUAGUCCUGGUGCUGCUAAUCCUAACCCUGAAGCGCCACCGCAAGGGCCAGCGUAUGUCAGAGGACGAGGAGGACAUGCGCGACAACGUCAUCAAGUACAACGACGAGGGCGGCGGCGAGCAGGACACGCAGGCCUAUGACAUGAGUGCCCUGCGCAACCUCUAUGACUUCCCCGAGGCCAAGAGUGGAUCUUCUGAGUCAGGCCCUGAUCUGCAUGCACUGCCCCAGUGGAUCCAGGGGCGGGUGAGCGGCGAUGGCGGGGCAGCCGACUUCUCCCUCUUCAAGGGCUACAUCCGCAAGAAGGUGGAGCAGGCGGAUGCCGACCUGUCAGUGCCGCCCUACGACUCGUUCCAGACCUACGCCUUUGAAGGCACCAGCUCGCCGGCCCUCUCUCUCAGCUCUAUCCACACCCUGUCCACUACGUCCGAGCAGGAUUUCUCCUACCUCAGCGACUGGGGGCCACGUUUCAGGCAGCUGGCGGGCUACUACGCCCCGGGACAUCCUGAGGAAGAGGGCUCCUAGCAGUGUCCUCAGCCCAGACCUUUGCCUUCUCCUCCUCUGUCCCCAGCACCGUAUCAAGGGAGCCCAGUGUCAACACUGUCCUAUAAAGCCCUCCUCCAUCAUCUCCACAGCAACAGAACUGAAGCCCAGUUGAUGUGUUGGAAAUCGAUUAGGUUAAAAAAUCUUUCUUACUUUGAAUCUUUAAGUUUGACGUUUUUCAAAGCAAAAGAAUGUUUUCAAAGGUUUUGAAACUCCAGGGUGAAAGGUGGGCUGUUUAAAUGAGGGAUAAAAGCAGGUGUUAUCCAUUCACUUUUCCCUUAAUUCCAAUAAGGAAGAGAGGAGUAUGACGUAAUAGAAUAUAAGUGGGGCGCCACAGGUUACAAUACCAUUACCUUUCAAAUUAGUUUCUGUGUAUGUUCUGUCUGGAAUUUAAGACUGGGUUAAUUUUUAGCUGUGUGAGUGGACGUUCUGAGGACAUUCCGAGAAAUAUGAACAUUAUGAAACAGCAGGGGGUCAAGUAAUUUUUUUUCAAGACAAGGCAAACUAUCUGAUAUGUAUUUAUUUAAGAAAAUAUUUACAAUAUGUAUUUAUUCCUUUGUAUUUAUUUAUUUAUUUUGUCCAUAAUCACCGCACCACUUGUAACAAUGGACAUCAGUGAAGAAUGAUACAGAAAGAAAGAAGAAAAGUUUAUUAUGGUGAGAACCUGAGGAGAGAAGAGCUUCUACAGAAGCACUUAGCAUAGAUAGGACUUUACAUACUGCUUUCACAAAGGUGAUAUUUGGGUCACAGACAACUACAGUAUUGGAAAUAUUUGUAUUUAUUUUUCAGGAACACUUUUGUAAAAUAAACAACUGAAGACAGAGCACGACAGAAAAGAAAAGAGUGAGAGAACAAAGGAUGAGACAAUUCAGUGCACAGAUUGGUUUUGUGUUGACAUACUUUCACUGUAUUGUGAAGAUUUGUAAGGGGUUAUGAAGGUUGUGGGACAUUAUGUGAUAACCGGGUUUUUGCUUUUCUUUUUCAGCGCCAUUUAAAAGGCUAUAAGGCACAAUCCACACGAGUGAUCCAGGACUAUAUGAAAUGACUGUUGGUUUCAUGAAUUUGGCUAUAAGCUAACUCUUCCUGAGGAGUUCAUUUUCAUUCCAGUAUUUGUAUGUGUGUAAUAUGCGAACAACUUGUUUUAUAUUCUGAAAGAUUUGAUCGCUUUUGUUCUUUUGGGUCUAUUUUAGAAGAUGGAUGGAUAUGUGAAGGGGUGACAGGUGCGGAGAUGGAGUUCCUCUACCCACCAUCCAGAACCUAUUUAAUGUUGACCUUAAACUUGCAAAUGUAUGGGAAAUAAAAAUCAAUAAAUAUUU
Messenger RNA from Salmo salar (Atlantic salmon), 5093 nucleotides. The record is from RefSeq and is a predicted model, not a curated record. Lineage: Eukaryota; Metazoa; Chordata; Actinopteri; Salmoniformes; Salmonidae.